Molecule: messenger RNA, 2726 nt
Organism: Pieris napi
Lineage: Eukaryota; Metazoa; Arthropoda; Insecta; Lepidoptera; Pieridae
Gene: amon
Product: neuroendocrine convertase 2
Exons: 14
Coding region: 51-1931 (626 amino acids)
Biological process (GO): protein processing
Cellular component (GO): Golgi membrane; trans-Golgi network
Molecular function (GO): serine-type endopeptidase activity
Source: RefSeq, a predicted model, not a curated record
GACGUCAACGGGAGUUCGACUUCAGUCAGCCGCCGGUGGUCACAGAGAUCAUGUGGCUGCAAUGUAUCACCGUUACUGUACUGAUCGCCGCGACUUGCUCCCGCGAAGUUUUCACCAACUCCUUUCUGGUGCGAUUCAAGAGGUCCCUUCGUCACGAGGAGGCCCACAAUAUCGCCCUUCAUCAUGGCUUCGACAAUCUUGGCCCGGUCCUAGGCUCUGAUACAGAAUGGCACUUUUCGCAUCGUGGGCUACCACACGCCCGCACUCGACGAUCCAUCGCCCAUGCCCGAUUAUUAAAACGUCACCCUCUUGUCCACGCUGCAGUACAGCAAACAGGAUUUAAGCGGGUCAAACGCGGCUACCGGCCACUACGCUUACCGGAAAUAGAACCUGCUGCAGAUCCUCGCGAUCCUUAUUUUCCUCUUCAAUGGUACUUGAAGAACACAGGACAGAAUGGUGGCAAGCCCAAGCUGGACCUCAACGUUGAGGCUGCGUGGGAGCAGGGAUACACCGGCAUUGAUGUCACCACUGCUAUUAUGGAUGACGGUGUUGACUACAUGCACCCGGAUCUAAAAUAUAACUAUAACGCGGAGGCCUCAUAUGACUUCAGUAGCAACGACCCGUUCCCUUAUCCAAGAUACACUGAUGAUUGGUUUAACAGCCAUGGAACCAGGUGCGCAGGGGAGGUAGCCGCAGCUCGUGACAACGGGGUGUGCGGCGUGGGCGUGGCAUACCAUUCUAAAGUUGCCGGUAUAAGAAUGUUGGAUCAACCCUACAUGACCGAUUUGAUAGAAGCAAACUCUAUGGGGCACGAACCAAAUAAAAUACACAUCUACAGCGCUUCGUGGGGACCCACAGAUGACGGCAGAACUGUUGACGGACCCAGGAAUGCCACCAUGAGGGCUAUAGUUAGAGGAGUCAAUGAGGGUCGGAACGGGCUGGGCAAUAUUUACGUGUGGGCAAGUGGUGAUGGCGGUGAAGAUGAUGACUGUAACUGUGAUGGUUACGCGGCCUCAAUGUGGACAGUUUCUAUAAAUAGUGCGAUCAACGACGGCCAGAACGCCCACUACGACGAGUCUUGCUCCUCAACCCUCGCUAGUACCUUCAGCAACGGAGCUAGAGACCCCAACACUGGUGUAGCGACCACUGACCUGUACGGAAAGUGCACCGCCACGCAUUCAGGCACUUCCGCCGCGGCACCGGAAGCAGCAGGAGUUUUUGCAUUGGCUCUACACGCUAACGCGAACCUCACAUGGCGUGACAUUCAACAUCUAACGGUAUUGACGUCUAAAAGGAACUCAUUGUAUGACGCAAAGGGUCGUUUUCAUUGGACAAUGAACGGCGUGGGACUAGAGUUCAACCAUCUGUUUGGUUUUGGAGUGCUCGACGCAGGUGCCAUGACGGCUUUAGCAGCGAACUGGCGAUCCGUGCCCCCUCGCUAUCAUUGCGAAGCUGGCUCUGUUAAAACGCAUACUGAAAUACCGACAGAUGGCAGUGUGACCCUACGCAUCGAGACCACGGCGUGUUCCGAGUCGGCUAGUGAAGUACGAUACUUGGAACACGUUCAGGCGGUCGUUAGUGCUAAUGCUUCGCGACGUGGUGACCUCGAAUUCUUCUUAACAAGUCCAAUGGGAACUAGAUCAAUGAUACUAAGCAGGCGUUCAAAUGACGAUGACAUGCGAGAUGGUUUCGUCAAGUGGCCUUUCAUGACGACACACACCUGGGGAGAGUAUCCACAAGGCACUUGGACUUUAGAAGCUCGAUUCAACGGUGGUUCAGGACCCAGUUCAGCAUCAGGUUGGCUUCGGGGUUGGUCUUUAGUUCUUCACGGAUCCAAGGCGCCGCCCUACGCCCAGCUACAGCCCCAAGACCCAUAUUCCAAGCUAGCUGUCGUCAAGAAAGCACACGAAGACAACGCACAUACAAAAUAAGCAAUUUUUCUUAAGCAUUCCUUUUAGCUAGCACGUGAGAAAAAUGGGGCCAAUUUGUUUGAUAUUCAAAUACUUAGCCAUUGUGAAGAGGAAAUAAAUGCUUAAUUUGUUUAUAUUUUUAAAUCGUCUAGUAAAAAUCAAGUUGGUGAAUGAAGAAUUCAGCAUUACCUGUAUAUUUUGAUACGCUUUAUUUUCUUUAUAGUAACGAAGAAACCUAAAAUCUUGUCUUGUCACGUGCUAGAGCAAAAGAGAGAAUUGUACCGCAAACGUCUUUCAUUCAAAAGUUUAUCUUAACGACUCUUUAGUUACGUAAUUAUUUAAGUUUCGAAUUUAGAAUACAUGCCAAAACUUGUACUUAUUGUCCUUAUUUAUGAAAGUUUUCAUGCUUUAAUAAUUUUAUAUUUUAAGAUAUAAAAAAAAUAUUUUUAUUCACGCAUUUGUGAAAAGCUAAACAUUACAAAUAUCAUUUCAAUAUAGUAUUUGUAAUUCAUACGGGUUUAUUACAAUCGAUCUAGUGAUACAAAGCAAUUUUGAUUUCACCUCACAAGGCAAACACAAGGAAAACAAUAUCAGUAUUACAACUAUUUAGCAUUAUAUUGAUUGAAGAUAGCUUCGUAAAUGACCUUUUUCUCUAUUAUAUAUUUCAUUCAUAUUAAAAAACUAAAUAACAUAUCACACUAUGAUAUAUCCAAUCUUUAAUAAACAAAAAUAUAGAAUCUGUUAUGCAUAAAUCUUUUGUUUUAUAACUACAGUCAACUGUUAUAACGACAUCGAAGGGACUACUCAUAUUUGGUC